CACCAGGAAGCUAAAAUUUAAUAUAUUUAAUAAAUAACACAACAAUUCAAUUAUAAUCUUCAAAUAUAAUUAAAAUAAAAUUAUGACAGAUCAAAAUAUUGAAGAACUCGGACCAUCGGAUUUAGGUACACUUGAUUAUUGGGAAAGGAUUUACUCGGAAGAACUUGAUAAUUUUAGGGAAUACGGAGAUAUAGGCGAAAUAUGGUUUGGUAAAAGCAAUACACUAAAAGUCAUACGUUGGAUUAAUACGCAAUUAAAACUUAAUAAAAAUGAUAAAAUAAUUGACAUAGGAUGUGGAAAUGGAAUGACAUUGAUUGAACUUGCAAAACAAGGUUUUGAAAAAUUGAUGGGUAUAGAUUAUUCGCAAAAAGCAGUUGAUUUAGCUCAUGAAGUAUCGAAGGAAAAUAAUGUGUCGCAUAUUGAAUUAAAGGUUUGCGAUAUUCUAAAUUCUCAAGAUUUGAAUUUACCGACAGACUUUAAAUUAAUACACGAUAAAGGAACUUAUGAUGCCAUCAGUUUAAAUCCGGAAGAUCCAGCAUCGAAACGACAAAAAUACAUAGAAAAUGUAUACAAAAUUCUAUUACCCUCUGGUUACUUAGUUUUAACUUCAUGUAAUUGGACUAAAGAAGAAAUACAAAAACAUUUUCAAGAUUAUUUUGAUAUCUUACACGUGCUUCCCGCAGAUACAUUUAUUUUUGGUGGACAGAGCGGAAACACUGUAACGCAAUUAGUUUUACAAAAGAAAUAAUAAAAGAUUCGAUUAACAAAAUAUAUGUAUGAAGUUUUCUCUUUACUUUCCUUUUAAUAAUUGACUUAUGUAUAAUCUAUAAUUAAUAUUAAGAAAUAUACAUAAUAUAUAAUAAAUAUAUAGUAUAUGUAUUUAGAAUACGGAAAAGUUUAUUCGUGCAUAAUAUAUUUAUAUUAAUAAUACGUUUACAUAAUAUAGUUCAAAAAUAAAAAUAAGUUAAAAAUUAUACUAUUAUCAAUUUACAAAUAUUAUAAAAUAUUAUGCAUUAUAAUCAAAAUAA
Molecule: messenger RNA, 1028 nt
Organism: Apis laboriosa (Himalayan honeybee)
Lineage: Eukaryota; Metazoa; Arthropoda; Insecta; Hymenoptera; Apidae
Product: EEF1A lysine methyltransferase 2
Exons: 4
Coding region: 83-748 (221 amino acids)
Biological process (GO): peptidyl-lysine monomethylation; peptidyl-lysine dimethylation
Cellular component (GO): cytoplasm
Molecular function (GO): protein-lysine N-methyltransferase activity
Source: RefSeq, a predicted model, not a curated record